Molecule: messenger RNA, 2486 nt
Organism: Cheilinus undulatus (humphead wrasse)
Lineage: Eukaryota; Metazoa; Chordata; Actinopteri; Labriformes; Labridae
Gene: nkx6-2
Product: NK6 homeobox 2
Exons: 3
Coding region: 322-1176 (284 amino acids)
Biological process (GO): regulation of transcription by RNA polymerase II; cell differentiation
Cellular component (GO): nucleus
Molecular function (GO): DNA-binding transcription factor activity, RNA polymerase II-specific; RNA polymerase II cis-regulatory region sequence-specific DNA binding
Source: RefSeq, a predicted model, not a curated record
GAGCCUUUAAUGGUUCCCAUCAAAACCACUGAAACCAGCAUCAGAGCCGCGCGGCUUCCUGCGGCGGCCACGUUCAGCCUUCAAACAGCUGACAGCACGAGAGCACGGCACGCGCGCGGAGACGUAUCUGGAGUUUGGAGCUGUUCGCUUCCCCAGAGAGGAGAGAAGUUUCCCAACAUUCCCACAGUCUUCCUCUCCUUCUCCAGGAUACUCUAGGAGCGGCGGCAGAGGCGGCCUGGCUCCUGAAAGACAAACUUUAUUUACUCUUGUUUUUUUAUUUCCUGUUUUUAUCGGCGCGCGCCCUGUGGUUCAUGCUCACAAAUGUUAGCGGUGGGGCAGAUGGAGGCUAACCGGCAGAGUGCGUUCGUCCUGGGCAGCACCCCGCUGGCGGCGCUACACAACAUGACCGAGAUGAAGACGUCCCUGUUCCCGUACGCGCUGCAGCAGAGCCCGGCUGGCUUCAAGGCUCCGCAGCUCUCCAACCUCAACUCGCAGAUCUCCAUGGGCACCCCGCACGGAAUAAGCGACAUCCUGGGGAGACCCAUCACCACGGCCGGGCAGCUGCUGUCCGGAUUCCCCCGGAUAAACGGCUUGACGACUACCGCUGCUGCAGCCGCCGCCGCGGGGAUGUACUUCAGCCCGGCGGUGUCACGGUACCCGAAGCCGCUGGCCGAGCUGCCGGGAAGGGCGCCCAUCUUCUGGCCCGGGGUGAUGCAGGGUUCUCCCUGGAGGGACCCGCGGGUUCCCUGUCCAACUCAGGCGAACAUGAUGGUGGACAAGGACGGGAAGAAGAAACACUCCAGACCUACAUUUUCAGGACAGCAGAUUUUUGCACUGGAGAAAACUUUCGAGCAGACGAAAUACCUGGCCGGUCCGGAGAGAGCGCGCCUGGCGUACUCUUUAGGGAUGACUGAGAGUCAAGUUAAGGUUUGGUUUCAGAACAGAAGAACCAAAUGGCGAAAGAGGCACGCGGCAGAGAUGGCCACGGCCAAGAAGAAACACGACUCAGAAACGGAGAAGAUGAAGGAGAGCUCUGAGAACGAGGACGACGACGAGUACAACAAACCGCUGGACCCAAACUCAGACGACGAGAAAAUCACGAGACUGUUGAAAAAGCACAAGGCCACCAACCUGGCGCUGAUCAGCCCCUGCAGUAAUAGCUCGGACACCUUGUGAUGCCCACACCCGUUGGGGGCAAAGUUUAUGUGGGGGGGUCUAACAAAGAGAGACUUGCCGCACUCUUUCUGACCCCCUUUCCACCUGACAUUACGAACAUGCGCCUGAGGAGACGCGUUUUGCUCACAAGGAGCGAGAAAUGCGGAGUGUGUGCCAUGACGCACGGAGAACGCGCUCACCAAUCCGUUUGGCUGCAUCCAAACCCAAACUUUUACAGACUCUGUGUGCUCGGAGAUGUCAGAACUGGACUUCACCAAGACUUAAAAGGUCAUUCAGAUGAAGGACAAUAAAAAAUAAAUGGGAAAGGAAGACGUUUUGGCGACGCAAAUCAGUUUUUACGCAUAAAACUGGAAUUUAACAGCAGGUGUAAAUGCAACGAAAUACUAUUCACACACAAUCCGGAUCAGUGUUGGGCCUUUAAAUGUGAUUAAUUACGUUUAUUCCACUGAGAAAGCUGCUUUAUUUUACUCAUGAAGCCAUGGCACUUGUUACAUCAUUGUGCGUAAAACAUUCAUCCAAAUUAGCAACCAGUGUCGUCCAUUAAGGUCUUAUAGGACGCUCAUUUUGCUCUGAAUGAGACAAGUGAUUGUUCUUUUUGAUAAGGAGACUCUUUUGUUUAUGCUCAAGGAAAAUAAAAAAUAAUAAUCUCAUUUAUUUAAGAAAUCAUGUGCCAGUUUUAUAAAUUCAAACUUUAUUUAAAAAUUGGCUCCAUAAAAGGUAGCGACUUUUACGCAGGUGAUUAUCACAUCUAAAAUUGAGCAGCUGACACUGAUCCGGAUCCAGGACGCAUGUUAAAGAUGGCAGGUGUGAACGGGGCCUGUGAUGCUUUUAAAGCUCAGAUUAACCAGGGUAUCCACUGUCCUAAAAGGCGAGAGAGCAGAGUGUAGUGAGGGGCACAGAUUUAAGGUGCUGCAGCCUGAAGAUGAAAAAUGUUCGUGUGAAGAUUGUAUAUAUAUUUUUUACUGGAUAAGUUAUGUUCGGACGCGCUUAUUCCCCCUCAGAUAGACCUGCUGCUUCCUUUUGAUCCCUGCAGAGUAAUGUCGUCUCUUUUUUUCAGCUCCGGAGCAUCGAUGUACAGACGCAGAAUGCUGUAAAUAAUCACUGUAAAAAAAACAAAAACAAAAACAGCUUUUUAACAUCACACACUUUUUCCUUGGGUUUCAUUUGAUAAAGUUUCUGUUUUUUUAUUUUAUUGCCUUCAUCAGCUCGGAGCGAAGCAGCAAACUGUUGGAAUUAAAGAGAAUUAUCACCUCUGGGAAGGUUAAAGGAAGAAAAAACACUUUGUAUAAUGAAUAAAUUAUUUAACAAGC